CCUCAUGGAGGUGCUGUGCCGGGAUCUCAGCUCUUCCUGCCCGACAGCUCCCGGUGCGCUUGAAUGCUGCACGUCUUAAUGUGCAGCAGAGCAGGAAGGAUGGACGUGAGGCAGAUGAGGAUUGAGGUUUAGCUUCAUCAGCCCCAAUCUCCUGCGCUUUAGUGAGAUACCGAAAACUGGAGCCGUGUACUUGGAUUUCUUGGGGGGACCAAGACGUGUCCCGCCUGUCCUGGUUUGACCUGCCCUCUUCCAGCAGGAGCAAUUCCCCAGCCUCCCUGGACAACACGCAGAACUCCACGAUGGAUGAGACCUCUGACGAACCUCCCACUUCUGCCGUCCUCUUAGACAACUGCCACUUCUCCCAGGUCAUCUUCAACGACGUGGAGAAGUUCUAUGUUCCCGGAGGAGACAUAACCUGUUAUUAUACACUCACAAACAACAUUGCUCCUCGUGGGAAGGACUGGGUGGGCAUCUUCCGGGUGGGAUGGAAAACGACACGGGAAUAUUACACGUUCAUGUGGGCGCCUCUGCCCAGCGGUGUCAGCGGCCACGUGGCUGUGCAGCAGCAGAUCCAGUUCAAAGCCUACUAUCUGCCAAAAGAUGAUGAAUACUACCAGUUCUGCUACAUUGACCAGGAUGGAGUGGUCCGAGGAGCCAGCGUACCUUUCCAGUUCAGAGCAGAGACUGAGGAUGAUAUCCUGGUGGUUACCACACAGGGAGAAGUGGAAGAGAUUGAGCUACAAAACAAAAACUUGCUUAAGGAAAACGAGGAGCUGAAGGAGAACUGUGCAAGUCUCCAGAAACAGAAUAUGGAUCUGCAGGAGCAACUCGAGAAGACACAGGAGCUGCAGAAUAGUUUUGAGUCUCUGAAGAGCAACAGAGAGAAAGUGGAGCAGGAGCUGCAUUCCCUAAAAGAAGAAAACAAGCAUCUAAAGGAGCUGACUAACUGCAGGGAGGAAGAACUUCACCAACUCAAAGAGCAAAUUCAGAAGGUGACCUCUGAAAAGGAACACCUGGAAAACAGACUGAAAACAGCACUGGAUCACAUGGAUCAGCUGCAGUCUCAGGUGCUGAAUUAUGAGAAAGAAGUGGCUCGUCUGGAGCACGACAGGACUGAGCAGCUUGAAUGCUUGAAGGAAGAGAAUCGCCAGCUGAGGCUCACUGUGGCUGAGCAGAGGGAGCACAAGGAGAAGCUGGAACAUGUCCUGGAGGACCUGAAGGGCUGGGAGGCCCAUCUGUCACACUUGCUAAAGAAUGAGCAGCAACAAAACUGCAACUUAAUGAAGGAACUUGAGGAGGAGAAGCACUUGUACCAGAUUUUGCAGGCAAAAAACAAUGAAACUGAUAAGGAAAAUCAGGAACUAAGGAAAGAGAAUGACGACCUCUUGAGACGCCUCUCUCAGAAUGCAGGGGGAGGCCUUGUGUUUGGAAAUCCCUACUGUGGUUCAGGAGCAAACCAGGAUGCAAAAACUGAGGACAUAGCUUCUAUAAGGAAGUGCCCCAUGUGCGAUGAGGUGUUUCCUGGAGCUAUCGAUACAAGUGAUUUUGAGGCACACGUGCAGAGCCACCUUCUGGAGUGCCCUCUCUGCAACGAGACCUUUGAAAAGACCAAUCUGCAGGUGUUUGAUGAUCAUAUUUAUUGUCACGGUCUGGAAUAAUUCUGAGUUCUCAUCUGCUAUGUAGAAUAGGUGGCAGAGGCCAUAGAGUAGAAUAGACCUGAAUCAUUCUCUAGGCUUGAUUCACACUGAUAGAAUCACCCAGCCAAGCCCGAGUAUGCCACUAGUACCUUAAUUCUGAGCUUUCUUUUUCAUGCAGCACCUAACCCAAGACUUAAAUGGGUUCAGUUAUUCGUUUCCUGAAAUUGAAUCAGCAUCGUCAGCUUAACAGCAGCUUCUGUCUUGGAUCAAGUAUGUGUACUUGUUAAUUGGUCACAAUUCCUAUAAUUGUUAAUUAAGUUGAAUGUGGUAUCAAUACUUGAGAACAGUCCAUGUACCUAUUCAUCCAGGUUGGGCCAAGCAGAGAGAUGUACAGCAGUCUGCUACACUUAGCUGAUAUAUCUCUAUUACAAUGGCUUUAUUCAUUACUAUAGCACUGUGAUUGCUAACUCAAGAUGAAGAAACAUUUAUAUAAACCCUCACGAUCAGACUUUCAGUCUGUUCACCCUCUAGAAAGCAGAAUUAAUUGCUAAUAAGUGAAAGUAACUAAAUAAAAAUGUCUUUUCCUCUCCUUUGCUUUCACAGGAAGUGAAAACUGUACAUUUAUAACAAGACUCUGUAUCUGUUUGCACAUCUACAGGUGUAGGGCCCAAGCUCCAGCAGAGAGGCAGCCUGGCUUGUUGUAGAGCAAGGCACAUAAAUUGUUGUCCCUUUUCUCCAUCCGAUCAGAUUUACAGAGAAUAGUGAGACAGUAAAUCUGUGC
Molecule: messenger RNA, 2418 nt
Organism: Nothoprocta perdicaria
Lineage: Eukaryota; Metazoa; Chordata; Aves; Tinamiformes; Tinamidae
Gene: CALCOCO2
Product: calcium binding and coiled-coil domain 2
Exons: 13
Coding region: 300-1658 (452 amino acids)
Biological process (GO): positive regulation of autophagosome maturation; xenophagy
Cellular component (GO): autophagosome; PML body
Source: RefSeq, a predicted model, not a curated record